Molecule: messenger RNA, 802 nt
Organism: Chlorella variabilis
Lineage: Eukaryota; Viridiplantae; Chlorophyta; Trebouxiophyceae; Chlorellales; Chlorellaceae
Product: expressed protein
Exons: 7
Coding region: 83-802 (239 amino acids)
Source: RefSeq, a predicted model, not a curated record
UAAGCGUCCUCGCUGUUACAUCAAACCGCUCUCCAUCCGUCGCCCUUCGUACCCCGUGUCGGAGCUGCUGUCGGAAGCGAUCAUGCUGGCCGCUCUGUCCUCCCUCAGCCUCCUGGCUGCACAGGCGCAGCCGCUGAUGCGAGCUGUCCUGGCCGCGGCAGCAGUGCACGCCGCAUGCCAUGCUCCCGCCGCCGCAUCUGCCGCUCAGUGCUUUCACCAGACUCAGCAGGCACGCUCCUGCAUGACGCACCACAAGCUAUGGACGGCAGUGGACAUGGCGGGCGCAGACCCCGCCGUGCGCGCUCCCUGCUCCGCCGUCACGAUGGCCCGCUCCCAGCUCCCGGUGGUUCGCAGCGAGGACAGCAAGGCCAGCUGCGGCGAGCUGCCGCACAGCCCCUACCGCAGCAUCUUUGGCGGGCUGUGGCAGCAUGGCGAGCCACACAACAUUGUGUUUAGCGACGAGCACGGGUCGGUCACGAAUGAGGUAGAGAAGCUGCUGCUGGUGGCGGACGAGCUUGGAGGGUCUGAGGGAGUGUUCAAAGUGGUGGAGAGCUUUGGGGAGGGCCCGGAGUGGAGCGCCAUGAAUGUGUCCACCGCCCUCCGCUGCCUGGCCCGCGGGGCAGCCCACAUGAGCAGCGCCGCCAUCCAGCGAGAGAUCCUGCACCACCCUAUCUUUGAGCGGCUGGUGGAUGGAGCCAACCGCAAGGCCAUCAGUAUGACUGACACCGAGCUGGGAGAGGUGGCGCGAGCCUGUGCAGCCCUCCGGUGCAGCGGCAGCGCCCUCGCUCAGCGAGUGUGCUAG